Ictalurus furcatus (blue catfish) is the source of this 1915-nucleotide messenger RNA. RefSeq names its product family with sequence similarity 81 member B (gene fam81b). The transcript is spliced from 7 exons. NCBI's taxonomy places the organism in Eukaryota, Metazoa, Chordata, Actinopteri, Siluriformes, Ictaluridae. Bases 327 to 1340 code for a protein of 337 amino acids. The record is from RefSeq and is a predicted model, not a curated record.
UUGCUCUAUUGUUUUCAUUUAUUGGAAAAAAUACUUGUUUUUACAGUAUGUACACAUAAUGAAAAAAGUGACAUAUAAGCACUACACGCAUUUACACAUAUACAUAGUAUUUAUUAUGUCUACAUAAUAUCAAUAUUUUUGCAAGAAAGUCUAUCUAUCUAUCUAUCUAUCUAUCUAUCUAUCUCUCAUGAAAUUAAACCCCAAGAUAAAAAGUUCUCUCAUAAGAAGUUCUCUCAUAACAGUUAACCAUAAUAUUAACCACGAUUUGAAACACUCCAUUGUAAAUUCUAAAUGUAUAUUUUGCCUGUUCACAAAGGCCAGCAUAUAUGGAGAUGAGCAGACCAGAACAAACCCUGGCCACUUUGCUAGAGAAGGCAUUCAGGAUCAAAGAAGAUGUGGUCAGCAGUCUGCAUGCCACGCAGGGAUCUGUUUUGAUGGAGGCAUCUGCAAGGAAACUACUAGAAAACCACAUACAUAUCAUCACAAAUAUUGUCAAACACCUCAGCAAGGAUAUUCAGGUGCUGGAGGCUCAGAUUGUUCAGAGGGACAGUAUAGCAUCAGGGACAACUUUUGCAGUUCAAAGCCUGGAUCACAAGAACUUGGCUGUGGUUGGAGAUCUUCGGGGUAGAGUGGCCAGGUGUGAUGCCACUAUAGCCAAGCUGUCUGCGGAUGUUGCAGCUAGAGGACAGGAAAUCCUGACGCUCCAGCAGGAAGUCACUGAGAUGCAUUCUGUAAUUGAGCUCAGACUCAGAGACUUGGAGCUCAAGAUUUCAGAGUCUUUGGGAAGGUUGGAGACAUCACAGUCAGAGCAGAUUGUGUCCCAGAAGAAUACUACAAGAGACAUACAGAGAGACAUCCAACAGCUUGAAAUAAGGACAUCCCAUGGAUUGAGGAAGCUGGAGGAGGAAGCAGCCAGGAUCAGGAAAUGGACAGAAGAGCAGCUGAGCAACACGGCCCAAACGCAAACACAAAACAGGCAACAGCUGCACGCACUGCUGCAGGACAGAAUGGUGGAGGUGGAGGAGAAGCUGAAAGCACAAGUAGAUCUCAUUUCGACUCAGCUGGGCCGUGUGGAGAAGCAGUUGGAAAAGGAGCGUUCUGUAGAUCGGGCAAAACAAACGGAGAGCAAAAUGAACACCAGAAUUCAGUCUUUGGAGAACAGUUUCCAAGCUGAACUGGAGCAGAUGAGAAGGGAGUAUCAGUCAGGUUUCCAAUUGGUUCAUGAUGCCAUCGCUUCCCUCAGACACAUUGGCGACACCAAGGCCAAACUAGACAAAGGAGAACUGAAGAAAGACAUCAGGCAGAUUCGGAGGAUGGUGGUGGGACAGACAGAUGCCUGAGCUAUACAGAAAACAAGAGAAGGUGAAUGGGGAACAUUCCGGAUCAGAUUGCUUUUAAACCAACAUGGUCAACACUCGUGAUGUCAUUUUAAUGAAUGAUCAUUCGUUUGAUAAUAGAGACAGUUUUGCUAUUCUGAGCUUAAUCAAUUACACAUGAGUCUGAUGUAAAUGGAAUACAAGAUAAAGCAGUUAAAGCACACCUAUUAUAGUUUUUCAGAUAUUACCUUUCAUGUAGUGUGCUAUAGAGCUGUUUGUGAAUGUAAAAACGUCUGCAAAGUUUCAAAAAUCAAAGCGCAUGACAAAAGGAGUUAUUGACUCCCAAAAGAAAGAAUCGAUUCUGAACAGCUGAAACGAGUCGUUAGUGACUCCAGACUUUACUUCCUGUAUUAACCUACGUAGGUUUGUAACAAAAAGCCCCGCCUCUGGUCUUCAUUGUCUGCUCGCUGACAGACGGAGCUAAAACUCGUUAUGGUAGUGGGUGUUUCCUUUUUGACACACGCUGACAGCGGUAGACCAAUCACAACAGACUGGCACAUCUGACCAAUCAGACCAGAGUAUGCUCUCUGAAAGGAGGA